Messenger RNA from Ixodes scapularis (black-legged tick), 2958 nucleotides. RefSeq lists its product as uncharacterized. The coding region runs from base 319 to 954 and encodes 211 amino acids. The transcript has 5 exons. The record is from RefSeq and is a predicted model, not a curated record. Lineage: Eukaryota; Metazoa; Arthropoda; Arachnida; Ixodida; Ixodidae.
UUUAAUUUGUAGAGUGCUUACUCUUGAAUGUUUAGGGCUCACUGAUGCAAUCGGAAUCGGCUGUACUUGCACAAGACAAAACACAAAAUACAAGCAAGCCAGCAAACUACUGCGAAGCACGCCCAUUUUCUCGGCAUUGUCGGUCCGUGCUAAUUUUCGCGCGUACUGUAUUCCAUUCGUGAAAGUUUCUUUUGUGAUUUAGAUAGCACCCUUUAACAACUGAUAUCCGGAGAUCUGUGAUCAUGAAGCUCUGAAAAAUACAGAGCUCAUUCAACUCUUCGCUGACCAUGAGCGCGAGGUAAACAACGUGAACGUACAAUGCCGACGAUGCUUCAAGAGCGGCGGAUGUUGUCGAACGUCUUCCGCCUGCUGUGGCUGGGAGCAGCAGCCCUGGCGUGCGGUGCGCAAGUUUCCUGGGCCUGCCGGCACUGCGGGACGCUCCGCUCCUUGGGUCCUCCGCCGGCCAGCAUCGCCGACAUGCCGCCCCCUCCGCUGCCGCCCCUCAACCCCCUCUUGGCGCUGGUGGUGCGGGGGGAUGUCAACCGCACCUGGGACGGAAGCUUGUGCGAACGGGUGCUCCGUGGUGCCGCCCCACGCGGUGCUUCACCCCUGGAGCCCUCGGAGUGGUGGCUCCAUCCUUCGACGGUGGUGGAUGGAGACAGAGCGUGGCCACUGGCGGUGGUCAUGGUGGCAGGGUCAGCAACCAUUUUGGGGUCGGUAUUGCUCCUCGUCCUCUCCAGGAACAAGCGAUGGCAGCCUGUGCGUGCACCACCCGGGCACCCGGGUCUUCCCUCUGCUCUGCUGCCCACCAAAGGAAUCUUGGUUGGCGCGGAAGUACCAACAACUGGCUCGUACGACAACUCUGGCUUCGCGGAGGGCGGCCAUGGCGCCUCCCUGCUGCGCCAGCUCCAACCGCCCCCCCUGGCCGGAUACCGGCCGCUUGCCCACGCCUGACUCUGAGACCACACGCACUCCCGGCUCAAAGUCGGAUACAGCUUAAAGGCCGACCUGCAAAUUAUUUUUCAGUCUGGCUGAACGUCGUCCUCACCGCCCUUUCUUGUGAACCCUCUGCCACUGGUCAUGUAAUAGGGAGAUCCUGUUUUGUGUUUGUUUCUUGUGACAGGUUUGUUUAUAGUGGGUGAAUAGGAUUGUCCCCUCUGACGUCUACCACUGUCGAGUGAGGAGAGUGGAAAAAGGGAGAAGAGAAAGAGGAAACUGGAGGUCGGCCCAUAAUGACGUAUCCGAGUCGAGCCGGCGCAAUCCAAUUCACAGCUGGAGCUUAGCUCUCCCUAGAGUCAUAAAAUGCUCGUGGAGUUUCUGAAACUGCCGCGCCUGGAUUGUGGUGACUGUGGAAUGGGCAUUUAAACAUGUAACUGUCGUACAUGGUUUUGGAUUGUAGGGGGUCGCGACAAUGGGUCGCCGUUUUGAUUUGGACCACUGGAUUGCUGGCGACACGUCUACAAAUUGUGCACAUUCAGUGGCCGGAGUUUGCGAUCACAUUGCUUACAUUCAAGCUCUUUUUGUUUGAGUUUUACAUUCUACAAAACUUGGUGUGGGGGAGGGGGGGGGGGAGGGGAGGAGAGUAAAAGUUGAGAUUGUCAUCUUCCACUUUUCAAUGAGAAAUCGUACGUGACAGGGUUUCUCUUUUUACAAAGCGUUGGAAGGAAUAAGCACCGCACCAGGUAAAACUGGGUUUACCCCAAUGAAAACAGUCUUACACAACUUUCUCCGACCUCAUUUUGCAGCUUCAAGUUUUUUUAACUGCCAGGCAUUGUGCAAUUAUGUUGCUGUCACAAGUAGUAAGCAGCUAUACUUUUUGCAUCCUUCUGCCCAUGCACAGGGCUGUGACAGCGCUAAGUGACCAAUGUGUGUUAAGAAAAAAGGUUUGCUUGUUUGUUUGUCGCCUCAUGAAAUCGCUUGUAAUGAGUUCCAUACAAAUCUGCUUAGGUAUGCCAAAAGUUUUACAGAAGUGUUGCUUAGAGGGGUACUCCAGCGAUUUUUUUUAGCUGCCUAACUAACUAUAUUUUCUGAAUUCUCGGCCUUUAUCCUUUCCGGUAUGCUAUUUCGUAUCGGGAAAUUCAUAAUAGUUAUUGUGAAAUCGGCAAAUGAAAAUAAUGCAAAAACCAACGUUCAAAUAUACCCACACUUUUCAGUCGCGUGAUGUCAGUGGCAGGCAGACUUGCUAGUCGAGUAAACAGUCAAGAAAUAGACUAUGCCAAGCAUAUUGUUCCGUGCUGAUGCGGAGGUACUGGAGCGAGCUUCCAAAGCAUUCAUUUGACAUCAUGAAACUGCUUGGAAUUAGUUGGGAACAAAUUCUGCAGUGCAAUGAGUGAGCUUCCACUGGCGUCACUAUUUCGUUGUUGCCAGUAGAUGCUUUCCGUUUAAAAAACACAAUGAGGACCAACAUUUUAAAUUCAAUAACUUUGCAAAAAAAAAUAUAUAUGUAUUUGACCUAAUAUUUUGGAUAUUAUUUUAGCGAUGCUUGUUGGUGUGUUUAGCAAACUUUCAGGCAAAUCGGGUACCAUGAAGAAAUUGCCGGAGUACUACUUUAAAAGCGCCCCCACUAUUGAGAAAAAAAAAAAAAAAAUUUGCAACUGGGUGCAGAGGUGCUGCCCUGGUCGGCCUUCCUGCCCUCGAUUUUAUUCUGUGAUGUGUAAUGGACUACUCAACACUCCGAAUAUUUAGGAGUAUAUGAGCCAUUUGAGGCACCUCCUUUUUUAUGUCCACCGAAAUGUGUGAAAUUCUCGAACGGGUAGUCAUAGGGAGUGACACAUGUGCGGAUAAUUUCGGGAAGUCGCAAAACCUCUAGUUUCUGACAUUGUGUUCCUCCACAAUCUGUCUCUGGUUUCGGAUUGACUCAUCCUGUUUUUCUCGGCAAAUGCUUAACCCUAUAUCACAAAUUUAAUUGGGUCAAGUACUUGGCUCUAUAUUCUAGUAGACAUCGCACACACACACACA